This is a messenger RNA of Syzygium oleosum, 661 nucleotides long. RefSeq lists its product as uncharacterized. Gene Ontology annotation, molecular function: structural constituent of ribosome; 5S rRNA binding. The record is from RefSeq and is a predicted model, not a curated record. The transcript has a single exon. Gene Ontology annotation, biological process: translation. NCBI's taxonomy places the organism in Eukaryota, Viridiplantae, Streptophyta, Magnoliopsida, Myrtales, Myrtaceae. Gene Ontology annotation, cellular component: ribosome. The coding region runs from base 59 to 472 and encodes 137 amino acids.
GUAUUUCGUCGAACGGUUGCCGAGCGUGACUCUCUGUCUCUCACUGUUCCAUCGUCAAAUGUCCACAACCGGCAGGAACCAACACCUCCUUCGCUUGGUGCUGUCGUGCCGGAAGAUCACCGCCCAGGUCACCGACCCCGCCACCUCCUCCAUCGUCGCCAUGGCCUCCUCCUCCGAGCAGGAGUUCCUCGCCCGGAACCGCGCCAAUCUCGCCCGAUUCCCGCGGACCCGCCACGGCGUCUGGGACGCCAGGGUCGCCUCCCGCGUCGGCGGGAAGCUGGGAUUCCGGCUGAUCGAGAUCGGGGUCGGCAACGUCGAGAUCGACCUCGACGAGGAGCUCGCGCGGCCGAUCCGGCACCGCCAGAUGGUGCUGCCGCUGUUUGAUUCGGUGCGCCGCGCCGGGGUCGCCGUCGGCGGAGCCGACAAAUUGGGAGGGAUAGGGUUCGUGAGCCGUCAAUCAGGCGUCGCGUGAGCAUAGAAACGGUUGCCGAUCAUCGAUUCGUUGAAGAGACGAUGGCUUCGAUUGGAAGCUGUUGGCCUGCUUGUUGCAGGUGAGUUGUAACUGUAACCAGUGAACAAAUUUUGAUAUGUGUUGGCGGAAUUGACCAUAACUUGUUAUUACUUCAUGGUGGAAGAGUAAUGAAGAUGAUAGAUUCUGAAA